This is a messenger RNA of Fonticula alba, 1783 nucleotides long. RefSeq lists its product as hypothetical. Gene Ontology annotation, biological process: transcription initiation at RNA polymerase II promoter; RNA polymerase II preinitiation complex assembly. The record is from RefSeq and is a predicted model, not a curated record. Gene Ontology annotation, molecular function: RNA polymerase II general transcription initiation factor activity; protein heterodimerization activity; transcription coactivator activity. NCBI's taxonomy places the organism in Eukaryota, Rotosphaerida, Fonticulaceae. The coding region runs from base 56 to 1783 and encodes 575 amino acids. The transcript has 11 exons. Gene Ontology annotation, cellular component: SAGA complex; SLIK (SAGA-like) complex; transcription factor TFIID complex.
CCGGCACUGCUGCCUCCCUGCUUGCCCCCCUUUUUCCUCUUUGCAUUUCCCCGCGAUGAGCAUCAUAUCCCCUGACUGUGUCCGGCUUAUUGCCGAUCAAAAUGAUGUGGCCCUGGCGGAUGACGAUUCGGCCGCUGCCCUUGCGCUGGAUCUGGAGACCCACCUGCGCUUGGUAAUCCAGGAGAGCCUGCAAUUUAUGAACCACAGCAACCGGUCUCGGCUGACCGUCGACGACGUGUCUAAGUCUUUGCGUGUGUUGAACAUCGAACCUGUCCUCGGGUUCUCCGGACGCGAGCCGGUUCGCUUCAAGAAGGAGACCAUUGCCUCGUCGUCGAUUGUCACGCUGGAGGCCGGCGGGUCGACGGCUCCGGGGACUUCGAGCACCGGCGGUGCGAGCGCCGCGCCGCCCGGCACCUAUGAGGUGUACUCGGUCGAGGAUGAUGAAGUGAACCUGUCGGAGCUGCUGUCGAUCCCCCUGCCGCCGCUGCCGAUUGAGAUCAGCUAUACCGCGCAUUGGCUCGCGGUUGAGGGUGUUCAGCCGGCCAUCCCCCAGAACCCUACCCCCAUCCAUGUGGACUCAUCAAAGCCCCUGAACGCCGAGGCCCUGUCCACGGACGAACGCGUUGAGGUCAAGCCUCUCGUGAAGCAUGUUCUUUCGCCGGAGCUUCGGGCCUACUAUGACCGGAUGAUCAGCUGCAUCCUUCAGCCGGACGAGGCCAUCCGGGAUUCGGCCCUUCAGUGCCUGGCAUCGGACUCUGGCAUCCACCCGCUGAUUCCCUACCUGUCGCAGUUCAUCACCGGCACUGUGUCUUCCAAUGUCCGGCACCUGCCAGUCCUCCGGUCCAUGAUCCAGAUGGUGGCCGCCAUCCUCUCCAACCCGGGGAUCUUCAUUGAGCCUUAUCUGCACCAGCUGAUGCCAGCCAUCCUCACUUGCCUCGUGGGCAAGACCCUGUGUGCCGACCCGGCGAAGGACGAUCACUGGAGCCUGCGCGAGGCGGCAGCUGAUGUGGUAAAGACCAUCAUCGUGAAAUACGGUCGGGCAUACCAUACCCUUCAGCCGCGGAUAUCGCGCACCCUGCGAACGGCCCUGUUUGCCGGGCUGACGGCUCCCGGGGCCGAGCUACCGAUCGACACGCCGAUGGCCGAUGCCCCCGCCCCGGCCGAACCCAAUGCGGCUCCUGGGACCGAUGCCACCGGUGCCGGGACCACUGCCGCCGCCACCGCCACCGCCACCACCACCACCCCCGCCACCACCCCCGCCCCGGCUGCGGCUCCCGCUGCGGCGUCGGCUCGGCCAUUGACCACGCGCUUUGGUGCCCUUCGCGGCUUGGAGGCCCUUGGGCCGGAGUCCGUGCGCCUGCACAUCCUCCCUUUCGCCGCGGCCCUGGCCGAGUCCUUCCAGGCGCAGCUGGCUGACCGGCUGCCAGCUGAUGCCGGAGACCGAGAGCGAGUCCGUGCUCGGCGCCGGGAUGCUGAUGCCCGCCGGUGCCUCGGUGCACUGGUGGACACGGUUGGGCGCCUCCUCCGGCGGGAUCUCCAGCAGCUGUCGGCUCUGGAGUUGCGCGCCAUGCUGGCUGGAGAGGGCGGCACCGGCCCCAAUGAUGUGAGCUCGGUCAAGUCCCGGACGGCGCACUUGAUUGGGGAUUCGCAACUGGCCGGCGAACUGGUCGACGCACUGGGUGCCGAGGCACUGGCCCCCUUCGUCCGAGUGACUCUUCCCGGACCCGGUGGCCAAAUCCCUGGCCCUGCCGGCCAUCGUGGCUCGGAUUCUGUCAUUGUCUGA